Dovyalis caffra is the source of this 720-nucleotide messenger RNA. The record is from the annotation of a GenBank genome assembly. Lineage: Eukaryota; Viridiplantae; Streptophyta; Magnoliopsida; Malpighiales; Salicaceae.
AUGUUUAGCUGGAAACGUCCAUUAGAGAUUUUUCGUUUAACACUCAAUUACGGAACCGAAGAUUUCGGGGAGGAACUGAACCGUUCCUCCACCUCAUCCUCCACAUGCUCCUCCUCCUCUUCCACCAUAAUAACACCGUCAUCUUCGCCGGCGGAGAUUGCAACGGAGGCUGCAGCGGAUGAUGAGGAGCAGGUAGGGUUUAGAAUUGAAUUGGAUUGGAAUGCAGGGGAUGAUGAGGAUCAGGUGGCGUUGAGGUUACAGUCGCAGUUAAUGGUUGCCUUGCCUGCGCCGCAGGAUUGUGUGACGGUGGAUUUGAAGGCGGAGGAAGAGGAGGAGGAGGGAAGAGUGAAGGUGGGGAUGAAGGUGGAGAAGAAGAGAGAGGAAUUGAGAGGGGUGGUAUUAGGCAAGAGUGGAUCAGGUCAACAGAGUGAUGGAGCUGGUGUAUUAACUCGGCUGUUUAGAUCUGAUGGUGGUAGGCAUUGGAAGAGUGUUACUUUGCUUAGUGUUUGCGGUUGUGGAUUGUUGUCAGGAUUUCAUGUGCAGACAUUGCCUGCUGAAAUAGUUCAAUUGCCAAAUCUUGAGAAGCUUUAUCUUGAUAACAAUAGGCUUUCAGUUUUGCCGCCUGAGCUUGGUGAGUUGAAGAGUUUGAAAAUUCUCGCUGUUGAUUACAACAUGCUAGUUUCAGUUCCUGGUAAGAAUCUGAUCACAAUAUGCAUGUAA